Molecule: messenger RNA, 1545 nt
Organism: Meleagris gallopavo (turkey)
Lineage: Eukaryota; Metazoa; Chordata; Aves; Galliformes; Phasianidae
Gene: LOXL1
Product: lysyl oxidase like 1
Biological process (GO): collagen fibril organization; peptidyl-lysine oxidation
Molecular function (GO): protein-lysine 6-oxidase activity; copper ion binding
Source: RefSeq, a predicted model, not a curated record
GGGGCCGGCGUGCUGUACCCCUUCCAGCCCCGCGCCCGCUACGAGGACUACGGGGAGGAGCAGAGCCCCUACAGAGCGCAGGGCUUCUAUCCCGAGCGGCCCCACGCCGCCCCGCAGGACGGCCUGGACCGCCGCUAUUCGCACAGCCUGUACCACGAUGCUGGGCUGCUCCCCGAGCACGGCACGGCGGAUGCGUACAGCACCAACCAACGCGGCACGGUCAUCACCAACGAUAACCUCCAGCCUCCAGUUGGGUCCCAGCCGGUGAGCGGGACGGCUUAUGGGAAUCAGUAUCAGCCCUACGAGGCGCAGCCGCCGUUCCGGGCGUUGGAACCCUAUGGGGCGGUGCGUCCCGAUGUCUUUGUGCCUGCCAGGAGCCCCGAGGUGGCACAGGCUGUCCCUGACAACCAGGCACGGCUCAGCGUGGGCAGCGUCUACAGGCCCAGCCAUGGAGGACGGGGUCUCCCUGAUCUGGUGCCCGACCCCAACUAUGUGCAAGCAUCCACCUACGUGCAGCGAGCUCACCUCUAUUCACUGCGCUGCGCCGCCGAGGAGAAGUGCCUGGCCAGCACUGCCUACACCCCCGAAGCCACAGACUAUGACGUGCGGGUGCUGCUGCGGUUCCCGCAGCGGGUGAAGAACCAGGGCACAGCUGACUUCCUGCCCAGCCGUCCCCGGCACAGCUGGGAGUGGCAUAGCUGCCACCAGCACUACCACAGCAUGGAUGAGUUCAGCCACUACGACCUGCUGGAUGCCACCACGGGCAGGAAGGUGGCCGAGGGCCACAAGGCCAGCUUCUGCCUGGAGGACACCACCUGUGAUUUCGGCAACCUGAAGCGCUACGCCUGCACCUCCCACACCCAGGGCUUGAGCCCAGGGUGCUACGACACCUACAACGCCGACAUUGACUGCCAGUGGAUCGAUAUCACGGAUGUGCAGCCGGGGAAUUACGUCCUAAAGGUCCAAGUGAACCCCAAAUACAUUGUCUUGGAGUCAGAUUUCACCAACAACGUGGUGCGGUGCAACAUCCACUACACUGGCCGCUACGUCGCCACGACAAACUGCAAGAUCUCCCAAUCUUGAGCCAAGCGGGGCUGCCCAGGCUCCUCCAGUGCCCCACCACAAGCCCAGAAACCACCUCAAAACACCACCCACGACUGCUUCACAGUAUCUAGAGAGAAGCGAGAGUGACUGUUUGAAAUAUUUUUAUACUUAACUUUUCCUUAACCUGCGUUGUUUUUCUGUUUUCUGAUGGAAGCUGAUGAUAAGUUUUAGCUGGAAUAAUGGAAGGCUUGCUACCGAGCUGGCAGGUCGCAUGUUUAGCAAUAGGGAGCUCGGUAGCUUAAACCUUCCUGUAUUUUGGGGGGGUUCAGGCAACGCCACACACCCCACACUGCCUCCCACCAGGAUGAAGACAGCAAAGAGUUGGAGGCACUUCCCCAGAAACUCGGGCUCCGUGCACAGCCCUCAGGACAACAGGACGCCUGGUUUAUUAUUGAAAUCAUUAUUUUCACGAGUUGUUAAAAACAAAAAAAAAAGCAAAAA